ACCAGUCGCUCUCGGGAACUUAACACGUCGCCAUAUACGAAAGCUCCAAAAGUACAUUUUGAAAAAUGGUUAUUGUGAAGAAUGUGGAAAGUAUUUCAGUGCCCGAAUAUCUAAACGAAGCAUUCUUUGUUGAAACGUUGGAAGAAGGUUUGCGUGAAAGCAAAGUGACAUUGCACGAGAUCAAUUUCGCUUGGGGCAGCAAUCCGGGAGAUAAUUACUGCUCGGCCAUUUAUCGAGUACUAUUGACAUUUUCCCGAUGGGCAGAUGGCGCUGAUUCCCAGAUAGAAGAGAAACUUUCGAUUAUAGUCAAAACAAUUCCCAUCACAGAGGAAACAAAAUUCUUAGAGGAUGUUCAAGUUUUCAUCAAGGAGAAGCAAACCUACACAGAUGUGUUGCCUCGCUUGGAUAUUCUCAGCCGUGGCGACCGAUUCGGAGCCAAGUAUUAUCAUUCAAUAAAGAAACCCGUGCAGACUAUUGUGUUCGAAGAUCUUAAAGUGGAUGGUUUUAAGGUGGCCUCACGCGAGACAGGCUUGGACUGGGCUCAUGCGUCACUCAUUCUUCAGCAGCUGGGCAAAUUCCAUGCUGCAUCUAUGGUGCUGGCCAAGAAGGAUCCAAAAAUUGUUAAGCAAUACCAACGCGGCAUGCUAAGCGGAGAAACUUUGAUGAAAAGUGAUACCUUUGAGAAUAUAUUUGGUGGUUUCCUCAAGGGUCUUAUCAGCGUCACGUCCAGCUGGCCAGGAUACGAGAAGAUUACCGAUCACUUGCAUCGUUUCUCGGACAACUUUAGAGAAGUUUGUGUAGCUGCUUCGAAGCCCAAAUCUGAUGAUCGCUAUAUCGUACUGAAUCAUGGAGAUAUGUGGACAAACAACUUUAUGUAUGCCUAUGAAAAUGUGGAUCAACCUGAAAUUCCCACACGCGCCAUCUUUGUCGACUUUCAAUUGAGCUUUUAUGGCAGUCCCGCUUGCGAUGUGAAUUUCUUUCUAAACACCAGCGUUAAACUAGAGAUACUGCAACAGCGUCGGGAGGAACUGAUCACACUAUACUAUAAGGCAUUUAGGAAUGCAUUGGAAUAUGCACGCUUUGAGCAAAUACCUAGUUAUGAGGAUUUACUCUGGGAGCUGCGUAGCCGAGAGAUAUAUGGAGUUUUUGGCUUGUUUGCCUUUUUACCCAUGAUUACAAUUCCAAAAGAGCUGUCAAACGACUCUAGUAUUGAGAGCAUGCAGGAUGAGGACUUUAAUAAAAAGAAAAUGGAAAUCGUCUUCAAGCAAAAGUUUCUUAAUGACUAUCACAAAUGGGGCCUAAAACGCGCCGAAAAACUGGGUGUCUUUGCUGAUUACUAAACAGAGGCUGGACUCGGGGCUAAAAGAGGCACCAACAUAUACAUAAGCUGAUGUGCAUCUAUAGUUAGAGAGCUCAUUAAAUAUAGUAGUAUAUUUAGAAGGUAUGAGAAGAUAUUGUAUUGGCUGAUUAAAAAGGCACCACUUUUGGAAGCUUCUUUGAGAGAAGUUACCUGCUGGUUCCAGAAUAUUAUAUUAAACAAAAACACGUUCUUAAUGCUGCUCUAUAAAUUUAUUAAAACAUCUGUACAUAUUUACGACUUAAUAAAUUGAGACUUUUUAAA
Messenger RNA from Drosophila grimshawi, 1621 nucleotides. RefSeq lists its product as uncharacterized. Bases 66 to 1340 code for a protein of 424 amino acids. The record is from RefSeq and is a predicted model, not a curated record. The transcript has 3 exons. NCBI's taxonomy places the organism in Eukaryota, Metazoa, Arthropoda, Insecta, Diptera, Drosophilidae.